Molecule: messenger RNA, 840 nt
Organism: Lithohypha guttulata
Lineage: Eukaryota; Fungi; Ascomycota; Eurotiomycetes; Chaetothyriales; Trichomeriaceae
Exons: 2
Coding region: 1-840 (279 amino acids)
Source: RefSeq, a predicted model, not a curated record
AUGUCUCUCACUACCUUCUUCCAAUUUGCGCACACCUCAUAUCUUCCACUUCCGCCUACAGCAACACAGCGGAAUGCCAAGGCUGGAUAUUCUCCGCAAGUCAAGCUGGAGACGGUACAGGAGAUUCAAGCUCGAGGUAAAAGAACAGCAGUCAAGCUUCUACAUUCACCUGAACUCAUGAUCAUGCUCAAUCCACUAGUCCAACACUACAGUCGUGUUGACCCAGCAGAUCCAGCUAAUGAGGAUCGUCUGGUCGAUCUCGAUACGCUGGCCCUGAAAUUCAACGUCGCUCUAGCAAACCCACUAUCCUGCUCAAGUUUCGCUGACUCAAAAAACGGCGAGUUCGUCCACUACGAAAUCAUAGAUAAAUUCCAGUUCCUCGGCGGACUCGCCAGCAAACUCUUGACUUAUCGUGCUUGUUUUCGCCCACUCUACGACGUCGCGCCACACACACUACCCAAUGGACAGCCAAGAGAGAGCCAAGGUCUAGAAACGAUCUCUGACCCUGGCAAUGGCGUCUCCCUACUUGGCAAAUGGGUUGUCAGUGAAGACAAUCAGAAACCUGGAUUUCUGGUUCUUACGGAAACUGUUCAGGUUCAUUGUAAUGUGUUUUUGAGCUGGUAUGUGCGAGGUCAGCUUGAGAGUGCUCACGCUCAGCUACACAAGGAGUUUGGCAGGCACUUUUGUGAGUCAAUGGUUGCGGAGGAUCCGAUGAAGGGUCAGGAUGAGAGGGUGGGGAAGACGUGGAAGGAGAUCAGGAGAUCAGAAUCUGCAGGGAGCUAUACUACUACUACUAAUGAGGUGGGGAAUAAGCCUCUGGACAGAAUGCGCACGGAGUAA